AUUAGGAUGAUAAAGAUUGGAUUGACAGGAGGUAUUGCAUCUGGAAAGUCUACAGUACUAAAGUACUUGACAGAGUUGGGAGUUAGAUGUAUUGAUGCAGACAAGUUAGGUCAUGCAGUCUAUCGAAAGGGAGAACCAGCAUACUUGCGCAUCAUUGAUACGUUUGGCAAAGAUAUAGUGGCCGAUGAUGGAGAGAUUGAUCGACGCAAGGUUGGCUCCAUAGUCUUUGGCGAUGCACAACAAAUGAACAAGUUAUGCUCGAUUGUGUGGCCCGCGAUGCAAGUUCUGAUCGAGCAGGAGUUCACCGAGUCGCUCAAUCGCAAGGAGAAGGUCGUUGUGCUGGAGGCUGCCGUACUGAUCGAGGCUGGCUUUGUAGAUAUAGUCGAUCAGGUCUGGGUGACACGUAUCGACAAGUCUGUGGCAGUGGAGCGACUAAAGACGAGAAACAACCUCAGCGAGGAGGAUGCAUUGAAGCGCAUCAAUUCACAACUUAGCAACGAGGAGCGAGAGAAGCAUGCCGACGUUAUCUUUGACACCACUGGCGACUAUGAAGUAACCAAGAGGCGUGUCAUUGAGGAGUACAACAAGCUGACAGCUCAA
This is a messenger RNA of Acytostelium subglobosum LB1, 600 nucleotides long. RefSeq lists its product as hypothetical. NCBI's taxonomy places the organism in Eukaryota, Evosea, Eumycetozoa, Acytosteliales, Acytosteliaceae. The transcript has a single exon. Gene Ontology annotation, molecular function: dephospho-CoA kinase activity; ATP binding. Gene Ontology annotation, biological process: coenzyme A biosynthetic process. The annotation marks the transcript as partial. The record is from RefSeq and is a predicted model, not a curated record.